AGGACAAUUUCCCAAAUAGUUCUUCGCCAAUUUCGGGAAUCGUACGGCUUGAUGCGAAGGCAGCAAGAUAUUCAGAUGGUCUUGACAUAUGGCACAUGGAAGUUGCAGGACUUUCUGAUAAUGCUUUCGAUGAACAUAUCAUUAAUGACGCGAAAAAGACUCUCCGUACAGACCUUUUAAAUCUAAUAGCUAUAUUGAGGAACCAUCUUGAUUGUGACGUGAAUAUUGCUACGAAAAUUAAGGUGUUUUGCACCCAAGUAAUUAAAACCAGGUUGACUCUAUAUGCCUUAAAUAUGCUUCCCGAUGGACGUUUUUUAGCAACUGAGCUCGCUUCCGUUAUUAUUCCAUUCAGCUUUGAUGGCAGAAUUCGUUACAAAUCCAUUCUAAGGAUGAUGGCAAUAUUUCAUGAAGAAAUCGAAAAGCAACAAACGUUAAUGAGAGAAAUCGACCGUUGUGUACCUCCGUCAAAAGAAAAAACUGUCCGUCAAACGGCGGACGAUGUGGGAGGUAUGAAGGACAGAUUAUCACGCCUGUCAUCUGACGGUAAUCUCCAACAUAAUUAUCUUGGCGGUUAUCUAUUAUUAUCUACUGUUAUCGUUCUCGGCGAGUCCGUCGCCAACGGUAGGGGAUCCACGUCGCAGUUUUUUCUUUCGGCUUUACUGGGUCCUAUUAGAAGCUGGUGGGUUGAAUUGCGCUAUAUGCUACAGGUUGUUCCGUCGGUCAGUAUUUGGAGCGUU
Molecule: messenger RNA, 737 nt
Organism: Acaulospora morrowiae
Lineage: Eukaryota; Fungi; Glomeromycota; Glomeromycetes; Diversisporales; Acaulosporaceae
Source: the annotation of a GenBank genome assembly